Messenger RNA from Mya arenaria, 785 nucleotides. RefSeq names its product ficolin-1-like. The coding region runs from base 1 to 660 and encodes 219 amino acids. Lineage: Eukaryota; Metazoa; Mollusca; Bivalvia; Myida; Myidae. The transcript is spliced from 3 exons. The record is from RefSeq and is a predicted model, not a curated record.
AUGGUUUUGGUAAAACUCUUUUGGUUUGGACAAAACUGUGAGGAGAUCUACAAAAACGGUACGCGGUUGGACGGGAUUUACGCCAUCUCCCCUGACGGCAGGUGCCCGUUCUUCGUCUACUGUGAUAUGACGAAAGGAGGCUGGACCGUCAGUCAGCGUCGAAUAAACGGAAACGUCAAUUUCUUCCGUGAUUGGGAUGAUUACGUUCACGGCUUUGGUGACCUUGAUGGCGAAUUUUGGCUCGGUCUUCAGGAGAUUCACCGUCUAACGCAAGGCGGCAGCCAGAUCUAUUUCGGCAUUACUAACUAUGACGACACGACGGACUUUGCACAUUAUCAGACAUUUACCGUUCAUGGAGCAGCCACGAAAUACAGAAUGAACGUUGACGCUUACGGUUACAAAGGCUCCAUCAAUGAACUGUUCGCCGAUCACGACAACAUGGCGUUCUCCACAUAUGAAAGAGACAACUAUGUACACGCCACUGCUAACUGUGCUGGGAGCGGUGGGGGCGGAUGGUGGUGGAAAAAGUGCUGCCUUCUUGGAAAUCUGAAUGGUAUAUUUGGAAAGAAGGGAGAGGGAGGAUUGAACUAUUAUGAUUCAAGCCAUAUUCCGAUUAAAGCUGUCGAAAUGAAGAUAAAAGCAAUAAAUGGAACAUGUUAAAUGCUGAUUAAAAGCAAAAGAUACGCAAAGCCUUCAAAAAGUAUAGUUCUUUGCAUACAUCAUCUUUAUUAUUCGAAUACUUAAAGGGGCAUAGUCGAAUUUUUAGAAUUGUCUUUAUAUGUUAA